Molecule: messenger RNA, 3027 nt
Organism: Hyalella azteca
Lineage: Eukaryota; Metazoa; Arthropoda; Malacostraca; Amphipoda; Hyalellidae
Exons: 13
Coding region: 62-2335 (757 amino acids)
Cellular component (GO): cytoplasm
Source: RefSeq, a predicted model, not a curated record
UCGUGUAUUUAGCUCAAGCCUUAAAGUUUUCCAGAGCAAGGCCCACAGUCCACCAGCAGUGAUGGCAUCAACAUGUGAUUUCCUGGAUGAUGUUCCCACGCUCAAGUUUGGCAAUGCAACUCUGGAGCUAAACCCUGCCUCUGCCAGCCCCUCCCGCACUGCCAGCCCCUCCCACACCGCCAGCCCCUGCCUUAACAAUACUUGCCCACCUGAGGGGUUGCCCCACCGCCCACCGCCGCCCUCUCUCCUGCCCACUCUGUCCCCCCACCCCGUCCUCAGGCCCGCCUUCAGCGACCCACUGAGUGGGCUUGGGCCGCCCUGCACACCGCCCACUCCUGAAGAAUGUGGGCUUGGAUUCUACGCAAGAGAAGGACUGAGUCGCUCGUUCUACAAGCAGCCUCCCAUCGGUGGCCCCCGUCGCCAUAGCGACGCCUCCCUCCCCCCGCCCCCCGAGCUGCAGUUCUUCUCAGUGCGCGCCGGCGCGUUGUCGCGAGCGGUCAUGCAGUGUCGCGCUCUGACCGACCCUUCACUGGACGGCGACAUGAGAGGCGUGUGGCUCCUGACGCAAGUGAGCCACUGGGGCAUGGAGCAGGAGCGGCUGGUGCUGCUCCACGACUCCAGCCUCCUGGUCGUCAAAUAUGACUUCAUUGCCCUCACUCCACUGCACUGCUCCAGGUACCCGCUGGUGGGGCUGUCACGGGCUGUCGUGGGGGAGCUGGUCUACCCGCCCCGCUCCCUCGCCCCCGUUAUUUCCGGACUGGCGGACAGUGUGAUGUCCAUCCUGCGGUCCGUGUUGUGGCCGCGGCUACAUGCGACUCUGCAUAACAUCGCCGACACAUCGAUGUCAAAGUCCUUCCAUAAGGAAGAGAAACCUCCCAGGAAUGAGUGCCGUGAAGCCAACAGCGGUGAAAGUGGCAACUGCGAAGGUCCGCCUUCCGCUUCUCUUGGACUAAACUCCGAUCCUCGUAAUUUGCCGGGGCUGCGGCUUUUCAGCCACCCAAUCACGGAUAAACUUGGUCACUCGUGUAAUUCAGUAACGCCUGAAAGUGAAACUGAUCGUGAUGUGACUACAAAAACAUGCCGUCAAGUUGUUGCUCCUCUGCGCCAUGAUGACAUUUACAAAGGUUGCCAAAAACAAGAUGGUGGCUGUACCAGUUGCCAAAAACAAGAUGGUGGGUGUACCGAUUGUCAAAAACAAGAUGGUGACUGUACCGAUUAUCAAAAACAAGAUGGUGGCUCUACCAGUUGCCAAAAACAAGAUGGUGGAUGUACCAGUUGCCAAAAACAAGAUGGUGGCUGCACCGAGCUCCAAGAAGAGGAUGGUGACUAUAUCAGUUGCCAAAAACGAGUUGGUAGUUACGACAAUCUCAAAAAACAAGAUUGUGGCUGCGGAGAUCUCUAUACUAAGAAGGACAUUUUUCAGAAUGAUGAAGAACAAAAAGACGCACCCAGAGUUUGUACAAAACACGAUUGCGUCUGUAUUGGCCAAGAAAAGCACAAAACCGGCCGCAAUAAAUGUGAAAAACAAGCUGGCGAACCAACAUGGCGUCAGAGAUGGAACCCAUUCUGCAACGAUUUGCCCUACCUUACACUGACGUCUCAUCCUCUCUUCUGGUGCACCUCAGGUGAUGACACAUCGAUGUAUGACGUCCUGCAUUUAUCGCGGGAGUUAUCGGUGGCGCUGGAUGAGCUGGCCAACCGAGCGGACGCUCCUGUAUGCAAGCUCAAAGUGGCGCCCAUGUUUCGCUCUUUGUACGACCAUACAAAUGAUGUGAGGAGCUCUAAUCUGCCUCACGUGCCACGAAACUGCACUGAAACGGCGCCGUUUGGCUCUAAUGUAGAACUCAAGGCUAAUAAAAAUACGACCUCAGAUAGCGAUGCUAAAUCAGAUGGAUCGGCGAAAAGUUUAAAUAAAAAUCCCAACGACGCAGAGAGAUUUUGUGGGGAUGUGGAUGAAAAUCGAAAGACGCAAAAAGAUCUGAUGAACAGCGCCCUGCCAAACAACCCUGAAAAAUGUAUUAAAAACGGCCGUUCCGAUCAAAGUUCCGCAUUCGCGGAAGAUUCUUGGCAGAUUUCGGCCCAUUUCCCGCAGACAACCGGCGAUGUUCAGCAUAUUACGACCGAUUCCUGGCAGAUUUCGGCCCAUUGUCCGCAGACUACCGGCGAUACUCAGCAUGUUACGACCGAUUCUCCGCCGGUUGCAGCCGGCACAGCGUCUGACGAGGACGACGAAGACCUGCAGCUGGUGGUGGAGAACUACGUGGGUCUGGUGUCCCUGCUGCACAACGCAGCGCAUCUGGGAUAUUUCAAGACCAGGGGGAAAAUUAGCUUCUAAUCUAAUCUUCAAUCUAAUCUAAUUUGCGGCUGAUAUGGAAGUUAGAAUUAGCAUCUGAUUUACUACGACAAAAAAGGGCUCCUACUUUUCUGCUAGUGAAGUGUGGGCUUCUAAUUAAACAUUCUGUUAGGUAGGAUGGGCAUACUUUACUCCCACUGGAGGAUGGCUUUCUACUGUAACUUACUGUCACUGGGAGGGAGGAUAGGCCUACUUUACUCCCACUGAGAGGAUAGGCUUCUACCCAACUCCUACUUGUAAGCGUAUUUCUUACUAAUACCGUCAGAUGGGAGGGUGGGAUUACGAUGUUAUGACCUCUGAAGAUUGUAGGUUUUUUUCUAUAACGUAUUUUCCCUGAAAAUGUUCCUUUUAGAGUAUAUCCUCGAUUUUGUAGGUUUAAGUACGGAUCUAGUGCCAAUAUAUCGUCUAGUCAGUAUUCUUAUAAGACGAUACACUGUAUUUAAUCUGGUCAGUAUUAAAGAAUAUUUAGUAUUAAGGUGACUGCUUCGAUGCAGUUUAGUCUAGUCAGUAUUUAUUUAAUGAGAAUACAUUCCAUUUAUUGGUGACAGCUUUAAUGCAGUUUUAUCUAGUCAGUAAUUAAGAUAAAAUAUUUACUGUAGAUAUAGACGAUGUUUGCCGUUCAUCAAGACAUUAUUUAUUACAAUGUUUGGUGCUAUUUACAAAAUAUUAAGCUU